Molecule: messenger RNA, 450 nt
Organism: Octopus bimaculoides (California two-spot octopus)
Lineage: Eukaryota; Metazoa; Mollusca; Cephalopoda; Octopoda; Octopodidae
Product: U6 snRNA-associated Sm-like protein LSm5
Biological process (GO): mRNA splicing, via spliceosome
Cellular component (GO): Lsm1-7-Pat1 complex; U6 snRNP; U4/U6 x U5 tri-snRNP complex
Molecular function (GO): RNA binding
Source: RefSeq, a predicted model, not a curated record
CGUAGUAUUUGUGUGUGUAGCAUUAUUUCUCUCUCAAAUGUAUAUAUAUUAGCAUAACGAGUGGUGGCUGCUGUGUAUAACAAAGGGACAUUAUAAGACGGUCAUGGCGACUACUUUUACCAAUCCUUCCCAGUUGUUACCGCUUGAACUGGUAGACAAAUGUAUUGGAUCUCGCAUUCAUAUCAUCAUGAAAAACGACAAGGAAAUUGUUGGUUCCUUGCAGGGAUUUGAUGACUUUGUCAAUAUGGUGCUUGAAGAUGUUCUAGAAUUUGAAAGCACACCUGAAGGACGUAGAGUUACAAAAUUAGACCAAAUAUUGCUAAAUGGCAACAACAUUACCAUGUUGGUACCUGGUAGUGAGGGUCCAGAAACUUGAAGAGAAAGAUACAGCAUGUGUAAUGGAUUCCAUUUUGUAUUCAUUAUUUAUAAAUAAAUAUUAAUUUUUUUUUU